AUGCAACCGGUCUAUAAUGACAGACCUACUUGUGCUCAGAUCAUUGAACAGUAUAAUGAUUGGGCUAUUGAUAGCACUGUUGUUACUACUGAUGUCAAGUUUGAGGAAAAACUAAAGAAAAUUAAACACAAAGAAUGGGAACUCCAUAUGGAAACAAAAACCUUAACACCAAAUGAUUGGAUCAAAAGUAUGGAAAGGUUUUAUGUGUUUGACGACGAACUGGGAGUUAAUGUACUGUUUGUUACUACCGAUGAUCGAGUUUAUGGAUUGGGUGCUAAUUAUUACGGAUCACUGGGUUUGGGACACAACCAGUGGGUGAGUGAACCACAAGAGAUCCGUGAAUUGAGACAUAAAAAGUGUUUGAAUUUUAUAAACGGUAGACAUUUUAUGACAUUUUUGUCAAAUGAUAAUUGUCUGUAUAGUUGUGGUCUAAAUGUAUGGGGAGAGUUGGGUAAUGGUUGUAGAGAUUUUGAAACUAAUAAACCAAUGAUUGUUGAAAUUAAUGCAAAAAAUGAUUUAAUACUUGAUGUAAGUUGUGGUUCAUAUCAUACAUUAAUUGUAACACAAAAUAAUUAUAAUAAUAAUAAUGAAGUCUAUGGUUGGGGUAAAAAUAAAUUCGGACAAAUCGGUAGCCGAGACACCACUUGUGAUGCCAUCAAUACACCCGAAAAGAUUGAAUUCAAUGGCAAUUAUUGUAUAAAAUGUGUUCACUGUUUUGAACAAUCAUCGUUUGCAUUGACAAUGGAUGGACAGGUAUUUAGUUGGGGUCAAAAUCGUAGCCAACAAUUGGGACUUAAUAGUAGCAACGAUUUUAUAGUUAAACCACAAUUGAUAUGCAAUUUGUCUGGUAUUACAUCCAUACAAUCGGGUUCAUUGAAUACAUAUUUUAGUAGUCAUUAUAAUAAUGAAGUAUAUUUUUGCGGUCAAUAUUACACUAACAAUAAUAUAAGUGAU
This is a messenger RNA of Oppia nitens, 954 nucleotides long. RefSeq names its product E3 ISG15--protein ligase Herc6-like. NCBI's taxonomy places the organism in Eukaryota, Metazoa, Arthropoda, Arachnida, Sarcoptiformes, Oppiidae. The annotation marks the transcript as partial. The transcript has 2 exons. The record is from RefSeq and is a predicted model, not a curated record.